AUGCAUGCAGCCCAGGGGCAGAUCAUGGUAGUGACUGGCUCCUCCAAAGUACCCAACAGCCUUUCCUCGCCAGUUCCCCUCAAUCCUCCCCUCCCUCUCUCUCCCCUCCUCAGCCGCAGCAGUCACCAGCAAAUGGGCAAGUGUGGCGUAACCUUCCUGAUGAGGCCAGGUGAAGAAGCGCGAUCUGCAAACCAGGCAGCCCAGUCCACAGGCCAACUGGUGAUCUGUCUCCGGUAUCCUGCAGGAUGCCCGAUCGCGCCAGUUCCCGGACCACCCCAAGUCUCCCCAAUUCCUCCGCUGCGCCCUCGGGAUGAUGUCGGUGACCAGGGCCUAAUUUUCCAUUCGACCAAAUCGAAGGGGAUCUCCAUCCUGCUCUCAGGGCUGCCCAACUGGUGCACCCACCCCCGCCGAGUCGGUGCGCUUCCCAUACAGUCGGGUACCGGAUCUCCCCUCCCUCUGUCUCGCCUUCGCUCGCACUGCUGA
Molecule: messenger RNA, 483 nt
Organism: Penicillium daleae
Lineage: Eukaryota; Fungi; Ascomycota; Eurotiomycetes; Eurotiales; Aspergillaceae
Exons: 1
Coding region: 1-483 (160 amino acids)
Source: RefSeq, a predicted model, not a curated record